AUGUCUUUAAUUGUUUAUGUCCUUAAAUUAACGCCUUAUUCAGGACAGGCAGGAGAAUUACAUCCUAUAGCUUCUCUAUUUAUAACAUUUAUUUUAUUAACUGUUGGUUAUUUAAUGGGCAAUUCAUUUUUGCACAAACUAUUAGGACGUAACAAAUUUUUACCACAAGGAAAGCACGCGUAUGUGACUGGAGGAAGUAAUGGACUUGGUAGAGCUAUAGCCAAGUUGUUAGCUUCGAAAGGCGCUCACGUAACCAUAGUUGCGCGUGGUAAAGAGGAUUUAAAAACAGCUCUCGAAGAAAUUAAAAACGCUGCAAAGGAACGUGAAGAGUAUAAAAAUUUGAUAUUUACUGCAAUUUCAGCAGACCUUACCAAAAAGGAUGAAUCCUUUCGUGCAUUAAAUGAAGCUUGUGAGAAACAUAAUGGCAAAGCUCCCGAUUUUAUUAUUUGCUGUGCUGGAUCUUGCAAGCCUGGAAUAUUUAUAGAGCAAGAUAUUUCAAUAUUUGAAAAUAAACAGGGGAUUAAGGGAAAAGUUGUUUUGGUCAGUUCGAUCUUAGGAUUAAUUAGUUUCAUUGGAUUUUCUCAAUACAGUCCGACAAAAUAUGCUAUAAAAGGUUUGGCCGAAACUUUACGCAAUGAGUUGAUACUUUAUGAUAUUGGUGUUCAUUGUUAUUUUCCUGGCACGAUUGAUAGCCCUGGUCUCAAGGAGGAGAACAAAACCAAACCAAAAAUAUCCAGUGAUAUUGAAGGUAGUAAUACAGAGUUAAAGCCAGAUGAAGCUGCUAAAAUUUUAUAUAAAUCUCUUUGCAAAGGAGAAUUUUUUAUCACCUCAGAUUUUGGAGGUGAUCUCUGCAGAGCUGCAAAUAAAGGUCCUGUCACUCCAUCUAAUAAUUUUGUUGUUGAUCAUUUGCUCUGUAAUCUUGCAUGGAUAAGAAGGUCAAAGAUAGCAGAGCUUAACGUCUAA
Funneliformis mosseae is the source of this 963-nucleotide messenger RNA. The record is from the annotation of a GenBank genome assembly. NCBI's taxonomy places the organism in Eukaryota, Fungi, Glomeromycota, Glomeromycetes, Glomerales, Glomeraceae.